AUGCGCGCCACGCUCGCGACCAGGGCCUCGCCCGAAGCCGCGGACGUCUUCACGGGAGGUUGCACCUGCCAGUUCACCAAAGGAGCCUCGGCACGCCGAUCACGAAUAGGCGGUCGCUUGCUCUCCGUUAUGGCUUUGCAAGCCGAACACGUCGCAUCGAUUUUUUUCGUGCUGUCAGACUCAGGAGCAGCUCAGCUCGGCGGUUGCCUUCGCGGCGCGGGCGCAGGCGCGGCUCUGCGCUUCGUGCAAGAGCCGCAGGACGCCGUGGCGGCGCCGGGCCAGCACGUGCUGCUGCCUUGCGCCGCGGAGCUGACGGGAGCCGGCGGCGCGGCGCUCGACCUGGGCGGCGGCGGAGCGGGCGGCGGCGCGAGCCGCGUGCUGCAGCUGCAGCGGCAGCUGGACAACGGGUCGCUGGUGAUCCGCGCGCCCAUCGACGCGGCCGCGCGCCACCUCGUGGAGGGCCGCUACCGCUGCGUGGCCGUGCUGGAGGCGCUGGGCACGCUCGUCAGCCGCGCCGCCUCCGUCCGCAUCGCAGGGCCGCCGCGGAUCGAGCGCGGGCCGGAGGCGGCGCGCCUGCUGCCGGGCCAGACGGCCUUCCUGCGCUGCGACACGCGCGGCAUCCCCGCGCCCAGCGUGCGCUGGCUGCGCGACGGUCGCCCGCUCAAGCUGGACGCCUCGCGCAUGGUGGUCCUGCCCUCCGGAGCUUUAGAAAUUUCUCAAGUGUGGCCAUUAGAUCAAGGCAGCUAUCAGUGUAAUGCAUCAUCUCUUCAACAGUCUCAGCUCAGUGCCCCUGCAGUUCUCAGUGUUGAUCAGGAUAGGGAACUGGACCCAAGACCAAUCCCACCAAGAUUUAUUGCUACACCACAUGCAUCUGUGGUGGCAACAGAAGGUCACAAUGUCACCUUAGAUUGUGCAGCUAAUGGACCUCCUGAGCCAGAUAUCUCUUGGCUCAAAGAUGGCAGUAGUAUAGACUUGAAAGAUAGAGAUAGCCGAUUUAUGAAAGUUGGUACUGGCAGUUUACGGAUUUCACAUGUGCAAGAGAAAGAUAGAGGAACAUACCAAUGUCGUGCUGGAAAUCGAGCUGAUUUAGUUGAUGCGACAACCACACUAGAAGUAGAAGUGCCUCCUAGAUUUGUUAAAAGGCCAAAGGACCGUGAAGCCUUUGAGAAAGAGGAUUUGGAGCUGGAAUGUUCUGUAUAUGGCAAACCUGAACCUAAAGUUUACUGGAUGAAGAAUGGAGACUUGAUCAAGCCAAGUGAUUAUAUGCAUGUUGUAAAUGGCAAUAAUCUCAAAAUCCUGGGUCUGAUGCGCCUUGACACUGGAAUUUUCCAGUGCCUUGCUAUGAAUCCAGCUGGCAAUAUUCAAGCAUCCGCAAGACUCCAAAUAUAUCCUCCUGCUUCAGAGUUAUCUGGUAACGCUAAUAACCCAUCCUCUGUAUUAAAUCCUGGUUCCAAUCUCAAACAUAACCGAGGGCCAUUCUUUCUUGACGAAAAUGACGAUGAUGAAGACAUUGAUGAUGACGGUGACGAAGAUAAUGACGAUGAUGACGAUUAUGACUAUAACUAUGAAGACAAUGAUGACUAUGAUGCGAGACUUGAUGAAGACAGCCUUGACAGAUUCUCCAAACUGAAGAAUCCUACCCCCUUAGCUCCACCUACUGAUGAUGCUGUCGCCCCGGUGAGAGACGUUCCAUCAGCACCAGAGGGAUUGACAGCAGUUAUUGUAGCCACACGAUUUGUCACUCUCAGCUGGAAGCCGCCUGCAAAUCCUCGUGGAGAAAUCUUGGUGUAUUCAGUAUAUUAUCGCAAGGAAGGAUCACCAAGAGAACGUAUUUUGAACACUACUCGGUCUCAGUUGGAAGAAGCUAAUAUUCCAGGACUGAUGCCUGAUAAGCUAUACCAUUUCAGAGUAGUUGCCUAUAAUGAACAAGGAGCAGGUGCUAGUUCGGAAACUCUGAGUAUACGUACAGAUCCUGAGGUGCAUGUCUUGGGUCCUCCUCGUUCACUGGCAGCUAUUCCAGUAUCGCCCAAUGCACUGCUUGUCAUUUGGCAACCUCCUGUUGAUGCUCCUGCUGGACCACCUCAGGGUUACAAGUUGUUCUAUAUGGAGGUUGGUUCUGCUGAAGAACAUCGAGUGGAAACACAGGAAACACAUUUCAAUUUGACAGGUCUUACACCAUACACUGAAUACAGUGUCUGGGUUAUAGCAUACAACCAGAACGGACAGGGUUCAAGUACAGAAGAAGUAACUGCCCGUACUUUGUCUGCUCCACCUUCAGACUGUCCACAAAAUGUGACAUUGGAACCUACAAGUUCAUCUAGCAUUCUUGUGAGAUGGGAACCCCCUCCUAAAGAAGGUCGGAAUGGCUUAAUAACUGGAUACAAGCUUCGCUUCCGCAAGCGGGAUCGACGAGGUCGGGGUGGUGAUGGAGCCAAUACUAUAAGUACACCAGGUGACCGGCGUUCACUCGCUCUUCCAGAACUGGAACGUGGAGCUCAUUAUCAGCCAGUUUUGGAUGUGUGUCCACAGGUGCGACUAUGGGCAAUGAAUGUAAAUGGUACAGGACCACCUACCGAAUGGUUCUCAGUUGAAACAUUUGAGAAUGAUUUGAUAGAAACCACUGUACCUGAUUCGCCUCAUGGUUUGAAAACCCGUGCAAUGGUCGACAGUAUUACUGUGUCCUGGAGCCCACCUCGUAAUCAGAACAUCAUGGUUCGUGGCUACACUCUUGGCUGGGGAAAAGGAAUUCCUGAUGUCUAUACAAAACUUUUAGAUGGGAAACAGCGUUAUUAUGUCAUUGAAAACCUUGAACCAACUUCUGAGUAUGUUAUCAGCCUUCGAGCAUACAAUGAAAUGGGAGAUGGGCCACCUGCUUACUCAUCUGUUCGAACUCUUGAUAAUAUAGCUCCGGAGCCCAUAACUCCUCUCCAUCCACCUGUAGGACUAAUGGCAAUUGUACUGUCUUCUCGGUCUGUUGUACUGUAUUGGACUGACACAACAUUAUCUAAGAAUCAGCAAGUUACAGAUAGCCGCUACUAUGUUGUACGAUAUACUUCUCAACACCAUGCUUCAAGUCCACGUUAUAAAUACUUCAAUGCAUCGGACCUCAACUGUAUGAUAGAUGAUCUUAAGCCUAAUACUCAAUAUGAGUUUACAGUGAAAACUGUUAGAGGCCGGAGAGAGAGUCCUUGGAGUAUGGUAGUUUUAAAUAUGACUCAAGAAGAUCAACCAUAUUCACCACCACGAGACUUGACUGUUGUACCUGUUGCAGAAAAUCCAACAAUGGUCAAUAUGAAUUGGCAACCACCUAAGCAGCCUAAUGGUCCUAUUACUGGUUAUCUCAUCCUGUACACUACUGAUAGCUCUCUACCAGACCGUGAAUGGGUUGUGGAGGGCAUUGUUGGUGACAGAAUGACAACAACAGUUAAGAGCCUGACUCCAGAAACAACAUACUAUUUUAAAAUACAAGCACGCAAUAGCAAGGGUUAUGGGCCUUUUUCUAGUGUUGUGUCCUUCACCACUGGUCCAAGCCGCAACUUUUAUGAUGCCGACACACGUGGAGCUCAAAUGCGUGAUGGAAGGGGUAUUCCACAAACAAUUGUUUAUAUUGUCAUUGGCUGCAGUGUAGUUGUGUUUACUGUUUUGGUGGGUCUUGGAAUCUUGGUUUGUUGCAAGAGGAGAUCAGCAGAACGCAGUAAAAAAGGAUACAUGAAAGGUGCUAUAAAAGGCAAGCCUGGUAAGCAAAACAUCAAGCCUCCAGAUCUUUGGAUUCAUCAUGACCAGAUGGAGCUGAAAGCUCUGCAGCAGCAGGCAGGUGUGAGUGGCAGUAUUGGAGGUCCCUCUGGAGAUGGAGGAGGUCCAUCAGGAGUACCCGCUACCCUCCCUCGCACAAGCCAGACAAUGGGUUCUAGUGAUUUUGAUCAAGAUCAUCAUGAUGGAACCAAGUUUCACAGUAAUUCACUGGACAAACGUGGAUAUGUCUCAUCGUAUAUAGGUCAACCAAUGGAUCCAAGUGCUGGGCGACCUGUGUAUCCUAGGACACAGUAUUCUAUUUCACGAGCACACGUUACCCUUGAUCCUGCUGCUGGUGCUACAGUGGCUGCUGUUGCCCCUGUAAGCAAUACUGUUCCCCCGGAAGGCCCUUACGCUUUACAAGGAGGUUACGAUGCUGUUGGUGUAGGUGGUGCCAAUACACAUGCAGUGCCGCUUUCAAUGCCACAGUCUAGCCAUCAGCAGCAUGCUGCACAAAUUGUGCCUCCUAGUGCAUAUGGUGCGGGGAUGCAGGCUGUAGGAGUCGCAGGUGAAGCAGGAGCCUCAGGAACAUUGGGAAAGCGAACCCAAGGCCAUCCACUGAAGAGCUUUAGUGUUCCUGCACCUCCUCCUCAAUCAGCCCCCUCCACACCCCAGCAAAAGCACAUUGCUGUUUCUUCGGUGACAAUCCGCCCGCAGGGUUCAUGUAGCCCCUAUAAGAAGGCAGGUCAUCUUGCCAGUGGGACAUCUGGAACAAGCACUCCACCUCCUGUAACCAUUCCUUCUGCUCCUGGCAGUGCUGGUAGCAAUAAAAGUGGGCGACCCACACCUGACAGCCAUGCUCAGAUGCAGCCAUCAUAUAGUACUGAGGAGCUCAAUCAAGAAAUGGCUAAUUUGGAGGGUCUUAUGAAGGACUUGAAUGCUAUAACAGCAUCUGAAUUUGAGUGCUGAGGUUGGCAUGCUGCUAAUUUUAGGCAAGAGUAUGGGGACACUCAAUAAGACUGGCCUAACUCAUCACAGAUAAUCUUUCAUGCUUAAAAUGGCCAUGAGUGGUUGUCGCUGUACCAGAGCUUAAAGCUUCAUGCAGUCACCGUAGUGCUGAAUCACUGGUUUCAUCGUCUCCAGUAGGCCUAGACUUCUCCACUUGUGGAGUCACAUGUGAAAUGAUUUUUUGUAUGUUUUAGCAAGCCGGAAGUUUUCUUGGUAGUUGAAAUUCAUGAAUAUGGCAUGCAUUUCACUUGAAAUAUGAUUUGUAAGACAUUUUCAAAAAAACUGAGAAUCUGGAAAUAUUCACUAUAUCAUGUAAUGCUAUUUUUGUAUGAAAUAUAAAAAUAGGGUGUUCCAAAAUUUUUUCUUGGAAUGACAACUUCACAAAAACAAUCACUGCCCUCAUAUAUAGUUGUUACUGUGAUCUAUUUGUGUAAUGAAUUGUAUGGAGAUACUGAGGGCAAACGGAAUUCUUGCGAAUCUGUUACUUCUGUGUUGACAGAAUACGUUAAUUUUUUUUUAUAAUUUAGCUUUGGAGAUCACAUAUCACCUGCAAUCACUUGCACUUUUCUGGAACACUCAUUCCAUAAGCGUUUAUAAGCUGUGGACUAAAAUGUGUGGUGUCUAAGAUGACCAGUAUAAAACAAGUUGAUAUAUGAAGAUAAUCAGUGAUUGACUUUCUGCAUUUCACAUGGGAACACACAUUGAGAAGCAGUGUGCUCAAGAAUCCAAGACUUGUGCCUGUGUAGAAAAAAUGCCUUCCUGAAUGAAAUUUUGACAAAAACUGGUUAUUUUGACCCUAUAAUUGUCAAAAAAAAUUUCUGUAAGAUAUCGUAUUUGUGUGUGUGUUGCAUAUGUGGUAUAGAAUUAGGAUUAUCUCUUCCUUUGAGAAGAGUGUGCCAUGUUUAUACAAGACUUUGUACCAUUGUUGAGUAGUGGUACUAUCUGAAUAUGUAUGUGAGUGUGUGCAUGUGUGUAUGAUAUCAAUAAGAGGGACAGAAACAAUAGCUGCAGCUUCUGCAAUCAAUACCCAGUGAGUGAAUGUUAAAUGUUUAUAUAAGUUUGCUCAUGGACAUCAAGAAAGUGUAUUAUUGAAGUUGAGAGGGAAUGGUGAAAUGGUAUGUCUGCAUUGAAUUUCACAAGAAGAAAGUUUUACUUAGUGUUUUUAUAUGCAUA
Messenger RNA from Gryllus bimaculatus (two-spotted cricket), 5913 nucleotides. The record is from the annotation of a GenBank genome assembly. NCBI's taxonomy places the organism in Eukaryota, Metazoa, Arthropoda, Insecta, Orthoptera, Gryllidae.